ACCAUUUUGCCCAAUGAAACCGAAAAAACGUAAAUUGUUAUCUAUAGAUUUUUUUGCAUUUAUAUUGAGGUGAAAAUGGAUAUCUAGUGUGUUUGCGUAAGCACAAAAUCCAGCACUUUAGUGCACAUAAAGUUAUCAGCGAAAAUGAUUUUAAAACAAAUAGCCACCAUGGCUUCCUUCACACCAACAACAGCGUUUUUAGGACAGGAUUCCUCCAAAUCACAAUUUUUCAGACCAUCUUCAGCAUAUUUUAUAACAAGUCGAAAAUAUGAAAGCAACUUCGAAAAUGACAGCGGAUACAAACAAUUCAGCAAUGGAGUCGCUAACUUUGCCCCCGGAUCUGUAUUGGGACGGCAAAACGGAGCCGAUAUCUCCGCUGCCCAUCGAGUUAUUUUCUAUGACUGAACCAGCUGGUUUUUGGCUAAAUGAUGACAUUGAAAAUGGGAUUAUAUUGGUCAGUGACGACGAUUUUGAGCUAAAACCCGGUAUGGAACUUCUUAAUGGUGAUGAUUUCGUAUUUGAGUUUUCUGAUCUUAAGGAAGAGUGGCCCGAUAACAAAUUGCCACUAUUGGAUGUUGACUCUACCAUUGCACAUCCGAAUCCGGUGACGAAAGUACACAACUCGUUCGAUAUCGACACUUUAAAAUCGGAAAAUUUCGAAGUCGCUGUCCUGACCACGUUAACACCUCCGCAAUCUCCUCCGCAGACUAGCACAACAGCAGCGACUAUUUCACUAAAUGCUGUACCAACGGAACAUGUGGUGAAUUUCAACAACAUAGCCCAGCACCAGUUGCUUCCGAUAUCUCCAGCAACAGUUAGUGAGGUACUAACACCACACACUGGCCCUUCCCCAGCGGUAACACCAGAGCCACCGUCUGCACCAGCGUUGCACAGCCACAGCUCACAUUUUGCUCCUUAUUAUCCUGAAGCACCCUUUACACCCUCAGAAGCUGCACAAACCGAUGACGAUAAACGUAACUCGCAAAUCGUAGAUGAAUUUCUGAAAUCAUGCAUUCAAGAAUUACCCAAUUUGAACGAUGAGUGCGAGUCCAUGUCAUGGUCUUCUUACUCCACAGCAUCGCGCCCAGAGUCCGUAGAAACCGAUGAGGAUUGGUCACCGGAUUCGUCGUUUUCUUCAUCAGCCAGCUCUUCGCCUAUAUAUAAUGGCGAUGACGACAAUUCUCAAUCGGUCCUUUCAAAAUCUGCGGAACCCAAGAAGCGUACACGUCCAUACGGACGGGGCAUAGAGGACCGCAAAAUUCGGAAAAAGGAACAAAAUAAGAAUGCAGCUACACGUUAUCGCCAAAAGAAAAAAGUCGAAAUGGAGAACGUACUAAAUGAGGAACAACAACUUACACAGCGUAAUGAAGAGCUAAAACGCGUUUUGGCCGAGCGUCAACGCGAAGCUAAGUACUUAAAAACCCUCAUUAAGGAGUUCUACAAAAAGAAAAAGGGCACUAAGUAAACACCCAACGUGUAAGAAUGCAGCACUGCAAGCGGAGAUCAAGCAUAUUUUCUUAUUUUCUUGUCAUUAUAUGCCAACAAAUCAACUGAUCAGCAAAACAAAUAUCAUUUCCAAUUAACAUUUAAAACAUAUUUGUAUCUAUGAAUUUUUAUAUUAUUGUUACGCAAACAUUGUAAUAAAUCAGACAAAUUAAGACUAAACAUGGUUCGCGUUUGUAAGUUGGCACAUAUGACGAGGCCGUAAUUGGUCUUUGAACUAAUUUUGCCACUUGCACUCGCGAGCCUCUCCCCAUAACGUGUGCAUAGUGCCGAAGUAUAAACCCAUCUUAACAGCAUUUCAAUAACUAUGUAUGCGUAAAAAUUGUUUAGUUUGCUCUGAAUUCAAUUGAAGGCGCUAAAUGUCUUCAAUUCGCAUAACAAAUACAAUAAUAAAAAAGGGGUUUAUAAUAGA
Messenger RNA from Anastrepha obliqua, 1915 nucleotides. It is a transcript of the gene crc, whose product is annotated as cyclic AMP-dependent transcription factor ATF-4. NCBI's taxonomy places the organism in Eukaryota, Metazoa, Arthropoda, Insecta, Diptera, Tephritidae. Gene Ontology annotation, cellular component: nucleus. Gene Ontology annotation, molecular function: RNA polymerase II transcription regulatory region sequence-specific DNA binding; DNA-binding transcription activator activity, RNA polymerase II-specific. The transcript is spliced from 5 exons. The record is from RefSeq and is a predicted model, not a curated record. Bases 269 to 1465 code for a protein of 398 amino acids. Gene Ontology annotation, biological process: regulation of transcription by RNA polymerase II.